This is a messenger RNA of Lycium ferocissimum, 423 nucleotides long. Its product is annotated as aquaporin NIP1-2-like. Gene Ontology annotation, cellular component: membrane. Gene Ontology annotation, biological process: transmembrane transport. Lineage: Eukaryota; Viridiplantae; Streptophyta; Magnoliopsida; Solanales; Solanaceae. The transcript is spliced from 4 exons. Bases 1 to 423 code for a protein of 140 amino acids. Gene Ontology annotation, molecular function: channel activity. The record is from RefSeq and is a predicted model, not a curated record.
AUGGGUUCUCUUGAGAAUCAACUUGCAAGUUACAUUAUUGAUGUUCGUGAUGUUGAUGAAAGGUUCUCCAAUCUAAAAGGGCUUUGUGAUCUUUCGAAAAAAUUAGUUGACAAAGAAGCAUUCAAAUUAUCCUCUUGCAUUGCAAUGGAUACUCAGGCUAUGCAGGUUGGAGAACUCAUUGGACUUGUCAUUGGAGCUGUAGUCACAAUUAACUCUAUUCUUGCCUGGCCUAUCUCAGAGGCAUCAAUGAAUCCGGCAAGAAGUUUAGGAUCAGCAAUUUUAUCAAAUUGUUAUAAUAAACAAUGGAUAUACAUGUUGAGUCCUAUAGCAGGAGCUAUAGCUAGUAUCUGGUUUUACAACAAUAUGAAGUCCGUUAAGCCAUAUGAUGAAGUCACUAAGUUUGUACCCUUCCUUAGAGGUUAG